AAGCGUGCGGUCGAGGUGAAACUGACGUCAGCGAAAGAGUUACUGCGUUCGCAGGAAGAGGCGUUGAAGAAGAGGGAGGAGGAGCGUAGUGCGUUGAAGCAGAAAUUGAUAGCGAAUGAGCUGGAGACGCGUGGGAAGGAGGCUCAAAUUAGGCAUUUGAAUACUCGUUGGAUGCCACCCAUCCACCCACCCACGCAUUUGGGUGAAUUUCAGGAGCGUGUAAAAAAUUUGCGCGGGGAGUUGGAGAAUUGCCAAAACGAGAAUCGCCAACUCAAAGAGAAAGAAGAGCAGAUGGACGUGAACAAGAUUGUGCUGGAGUCGAAAAUACGCGAUUAUGAUUCGGAGACACAAAAAAUUAAUGUGCUGAUGGAGAAUUUUGAGACUGAACGUCAGAAGCUGAAUGAAUCAGUGAAGAAGUUGGCGUCUGAGCUGAUGACGAGUCAAUCGGAGAAUUCGGAUUUGAAAGAUGAUCUGGAGAGGGCCAAAAAGGAGUUGGCCAAGUUCGAGAGGUCAGAGGUCAACCUGAGGCGAUCGCUUGACGAGCAGAUGAGGAACGUGAAGGAGUGUCAAAAUUUGAGAGAUCGGGUUGGUCGUUUUGAUGUGAUUAGUGAAUUCUGA
Anisakis simplex (herring worm) is the source of this 618-nucleotide messenger RNA. Lineage: Eukaryota; Metazoa; Nematoda; Chromadorea; Rhabditida; Anisakidae. The record is from the annotation of a GenBank genome assembly.